Molecule: messenger RNA, 912 nt
Organism: Malus domestica (apple)
Lineage: Eukaryota; Viridiplantae; Streptophyta; Magnoliopsida; Rosales; Rosaceae
Source: RefSeq, a predicted model, not a curated record
UUCUAUCGAUUGUGCACUGAUUGCAUGGCCUCUACGCAUUCAACAAUGAUGAAUGUUGUGAACACUGUUCAAACCCUAAGUGGAACAAACUACAAAAAGUGGAAACAAGACUUGGAAAUCUGUCUAGGUUUAAUGGAUUUGGACAUAGCAACAAGGGAAGUUUCUCCUCCAGAACCUGCUGCAGAUGCUACAAUUGAUUUCAAAGAAAAAUAUGAAAAGUGGCAGAAGGCUAAUCGGAUUGCUCUCUUGGUGAUCAAGAAGUCCAUGUCUGACACCGUGAGAGGUGGCAUCCCUGAGUCCGAGAAUGCCAAGGAAUUCUUGGAAUCCAUUGAUGAAAAAUUCAAGGAAUCAGAUAAGGCAGAAACUGGAAAUCUCAUGAAUGAGCUCAUGACCAAAAGGUAUAAUGGUAUAGGUUGUGUAAGGGAGCAUAUAUUAGAACUGCUAGAUAUUGGUGCAAGAUUAAAUGCUCUGAAAGUGCCUAUGAGUGAUCCCUUCUUAGUUCAUGUGGCACUUAACUCAUUGCCAAAUGAGUAUUCACAACUUAAAAGCACAUACAAUGCACAAAAGGAAAAAUGGAGUUUGAAUGAACUAAUUGCGAUCUGUGUGCAUGAGGAACAACAUAUAAGGCAGGAAAUCUUUGAAAAGAAAGUGAAUAUGGUGACUGAUCACCAUAAUAAUAUUGCAAGGUAAGAUAACAACAAGGGGGCAUCGAAUCAUUCCAAGCUAGGUGUAAACAAAGGUUACAAAGCUGUCAAAGGCAAGUGUUUUUUCUGUAAGAAACCUGGUCACAUGAAAAGACAUUGCCAGAAGUAUAAAAAGUGGCUUGACAGCGGCAAGGGGAAAGGUAAUGUUAUGAUUUUUAAAGGUGAAGUUUUAGUUUGUUUGAAACAAAUAAUGUUGAAUAUGCUAGAG